Molecule: messenger RNA, 3600 nt
Organism: Exophiala bonariae
Lineage: Eukaryota; Fungi; Ascomycota; Eurotiomycetes; Chaetothyriales; Herpotrichiellaceae
Exons: 6
Coding region: 1-3600 (1199 amino acids)
Biological process (GO): signal transduction; regulation of GTPase activity
Cellular component (GO): cytoplasm
Source: RefSeq, a predicted model, not a curated record
AUGUCCGAACAUCAAACCUCCUACAUCUUCGUCGUGGGUGGGACAGGCGCCCAGGGCAUUCCCGUCAUCCGCGGCUUGGUCAAAGACAAGAAGUAUAAGGUCCGCGCCCUGACCCGGGACCUCAACUCGAGCCGGGCCAAGGAACUGCUCGCACUCGGAAAUGUCGAGUUGGUGGAAGGCACCUUUGCCAGUGAAGCCGACCUUCGCAAAGGAUUCCGCGGCUGCGACGGUGCAUUUGUCAACAUCGACGGAUUUAAUUGUGGGGAGAAAACCGAGAUUUACUGGGCGAUCCGCAGCUACGAGCUGGCUCUGGAGGAAGGAAUCAAGUUCUUCGUCUACGGCAACCUUGACUACGUAUACAAAAAGAGCGGCUAUGAUCCCAAAUUCCGGACCGGUCACUACGACGGAAAAGGCAGAGUUGGAGAAUGGAUUUUGGCCCAGAAUCAGGUCAAUCGAGAGAGGAUGGGGGCGGCGGUGUUCACAACUGGACCAUAUAUCGAAAUGUCAAUCGCAAGCGCGACCAUUUUCACACCCACUAUUGAGAAUGGGAUUGUGACGUGGCGAGUACCUCUGGGCGAAGGGGCAGUGGUUCACGUGUCUCUCGAUGACUGUGAGCACUAUGGUCGGUGGUUGUUUGAUAACACGGCUCGAUCAAAUGGACUGGACCUGGAAGUUGCGAUUGAUCAUGUUCCUUACGCUGACCUGGCUGCCGCAUUCCAGAGGGUUACCGGACAUCCUGCCCGAUAUAUCGAUACUGACCUGGAGACAUACUGGAAGACUGGAAAUGUCGCUGCCGCUGCGAAUACCGGGGGUGGAUAUAACUCGGAUCCCAAGGACCCUGCAUUUAUGACGUUCCAGCAGAAUUUCACAGGCUUCUUCAACAUGUGGAAGUAUUCCGGUGGCAAUAAGGGAGUGAUUCAGCGAGACUAUAAAAUCUUGGAUGAAAUCCAUCCCACCAGAAUUAAGAGUGCUGAAGAGUUCUUCCGGAGAGAGGACGCCCGCGGUAGAAGACUCGGACUGGGAAGUCUUUGGGAUCGUGUCCAGCCAAAGAACUUGAAGCCCAUUCUCAAGAUUGGGGAGGAUAGAAGGAGAGGCGCCCCGAGAGACAAUGCUCUCCCUCCACCUCCAAACGUUGGUCAAAAUGGCGAUCUGGAUGAUGCACAUAAGCAGAGCAUUCGACAAGUGCUUCAAUCCGAUAUCGGAAUCACGACCCUCCUUGCCAGAUUGAAACAAAGCAUAAGUUCGGCAAGAGAUUUCGCCGCCUUCCUGAAAGAACGAUCGAUCCUCGAGGAGAAACACGCCAAUGGACUCAAGCGUCUAGCUCAGAAUACGCACAGUUCAAUCAUGAGGCCUGACAGUCGACAAGGCACCUUUGCACAAGGUUAUCAAGAGAUUGCAAGGUCGCAUGAGCGAAUAGCGGACCACGGUACUGCCUUUUCAAACACCCUCUAUGGGAUGACCGACCAGCUACUUGACUUGGCCAAUAAUUCAGAAAGAGGCCGUAAGCAUUGGAAGCAAACAGGCCUCAAUGCUGAAAAGCGCGUACAAGAUGCGCAAAUCGCCAUGGAAAAAGCAAAGGCCAAAUACAAUUCCUUGUCAGAACAAUACGAGCGUGUGAGAACCGGUGAACGAGCUGGUGGAACAUUCGGCUUCAAGAAGUCGGGUGCGCAGGAAGAGGAGAACAUCCAUCGCAAGCUCGAAGCUGCCGAUGGGGACUACUCAUUCAAAGCUCAAGCCGCUCAAACCAUGCAACAAGAGCUGCUCAGUACUUUGAGACCACAGGCGGUGAAUGCUCUACAGGAGCUGAUCUUCGAGACCGAUGCCGGACUUACAGUACAUAUCCAGAAAUUCGCUGCACAAAGUGAAAAGCUUCUCCUGGGUUAUGGACUCAGCAUUACUCCACUCAAAGGCUCAAAUCCAUCCGGUGCACCUCCCACAAAGAGCCUGCGAGAAAUAGCCUCAAGCAUCAACAAUGACAAGGACUUUGCUGACCAUGUCCUGAGUCUCUCCAACAAAGUUCCACCAAAUCAGUACAUGCCAAACCAGGAUGGCGAUUCCCAGGGGCAAAAUUACCCAAAUCACAACAGACAGGUUUCCGGCGUCACAUCAUCUCAAGGUCCUUCGCAUGAUGAUGGUUAUGCAUAUCCCGGAUCUGGUCCUCAAUCACAGCAACAACCAGGAAUUCAAGGGCUUGGACAGAGCUCUACUGGACCAAGGCCAAAUUAUCCACCUCAACAACGUCAAGGCUCAAUGGAUAAUCCAUCAGUGCCUUCCACAGCUCAAAGUCAAGCGGGUUCCGGCGCUCCACAAUUGCCUCAGAUCGAGUCUAUCGGUGCUGAUCGGUUUGCUGGUCAAACUUCGGGUGUGAUCUCAGCACCAGUACCUGGCCAGAAUGACCCGAAUAAUCAAGCACCGUCUGGUUUCUCUCUUGACCCGAACAACGGACUCAUGAGUGGCAGCGGUCCAGGUCAAGGACUACCAGGUUCUUCUGGUGGGCCAGUAGGAGGCGGGGUUGUUGGAGUUGGAGUGCGGCCCCCAGGUGAGGUGCGACAACCUAGUGGUGAGUCGCAGCAAGCAGGACCUCGACCUACAGGUCCGCCACAGGGCGCUGGUCGCGGAGCAGCACCCGUUGGACGAGGAGCACCCACUGGAAGAGGCGCGCCAUUGGGGGCAGGAAGAGGGGCUUCACCAGGAAGCGGACCUGAGUAUACAGGACCUCCAGGUGCCGGCAGGGGGACUGCCAACCGUGGUGCCCCUGUGGGAGCUGGCCCGCGUGCAGGUGGUAUUGUAGGAGCUGGGCGUGGUGCUCCCGGAUCCGGACCUGACCCAUCACGAGGACUUUCGCAACCACCAUCCAACGGAGCCUUGCGGUCACAAACUGGGCCAGGUGCAGGUCCUACAGGUCCGGGCACAGGCGGACAAAGCGCGAGUAGGGGGCCAGCCACAUCGAAAGCUGCAUUGCCGCCUCUCAAGCCGGUCUUCGGAGUGUCUCUGGACGACUUGUUUCAGAGAGAAGGAUCGGCUGUUCCUACCAUCGUCUAUCAGUGCAUCCAAGCCGUUGAUUUGUAUGGACUAGAAACCGAAGGUGUCUACCGGACAUCAGGUUCCGCCCAUCACAUCAUGGAACUUCGACAACAAUUCGAUCAUGAUUCUGCACUUGUUGAUUUCCGCAACGCGUCCACCUUUCACGAUGAUAUUGCAUCGGUGACCACGCUGUUGAAACAUUUCCUACGAGAUUUGCCGGAACCCUUGCUCACAACCGACCAAUAUCACGGGUAUAUCCAAGCCGCUAAACUCGAAGAUGAUGUUGUGCGACGAGAUUCCAUCCAUGCUCUUGUAAAUGCUCUACCAGAUCCCAACUAUGCAACUCUGCGGGUUCUCGCCCUCCAUCUCCAUCGAGUUGCCCAACGCUGCGACAAGAACAAGAUGACCGUCAGUAAUCUGGCAAUCGUUUUUGCUCCGACAUUGAUGGGUCAGCAAGGCACCACGAACGGCCAGUCGAACGGCAUGAGUGCGGACAUUGCGGAUGCUGGCUGGCAGGCAAAGGUGGUGGAAACUAUAUUGACUAAUACUCUCCAGAUAUUUGAUGAUGACGAUUGA